Messenger RNA from Coregonus clupeaformis (lake whitefish), 3477 nucleotides. RefSeq names its product nucleolar and coiled-body phosphoprotein 1. Gene Ontology annotation, molecular function: protein binding. NCBI's taxonomy places the organism in Eukaryota, Metazoa, Chordata, Actinopteri, Salmoniformes, Salmonidae. Gene Ontology annotation, cellular component: nucleoplasm; nucleolus. The record is from RefSeq and is a predicted model, not a curated record.
GCGUCUUCGGCGGUUCCCUUCCACACGAGCGUGGUGAAAAUGGCGGAGCAAAGUUCCGUGCCGAGUGAUCUUUACAAACAUGUAUAUUCAUUUCUACUGGAGAACAAGUUUACCAAGGCUGCUCAGCACUUCAUCAAACAAGCUAAAGUGCCACCCCAGGACGAAAAAGAUGAUGCUGGUCUUCUUGACAUUUUCAACUUCUGGGUGAAGUCUCCUGAGGCUAAGAAACGCAAGGGGCUGCCCAUCAGUCCAACCAGCGACAGUCCGUCUGCUAAGAAGGCAAAGACUGCAGAGAGCUCCAGUGAGGAGUCGAGCAGUGAUGAGGAGGAAGCUGCUGCACCCACAGCAGCCAAGGCCCCACCCUCUGCUAAAGCAGAUUCCAGCAGCAGUGAUGAUUCCAGUGAUGAGGAGGCUGCAGCAAAGAAACCUGCCGCAGCCCCAGUGAAGGCCCCUGCAGUGGCAGCAGCCCCAGUGAAGGCCCCUGUAGUGGCAGCAGGCAGGAAAAAGGACUCCAGCUCUAGCAGUGAGUCAUCUGAAGAUGAGGCUCCAGCCAAAGCCCCUGCAGCUAAACGAAAGCCUGCAGCCGCCACCCCUAAGGCAGCCGCGACCCCUAAGGCAGGAAAGCCUGCAGCCGCCACCCCUAAGGCAGCCGCGACCCCUAAGGCAGGAAAGGUUGCAGCCCCCCUAAGGCAGCCGACCCCUAAGGCAGCCGCGACCCCUAAGGCAGGAAAGGUUGCAGCCGCCGCAGCAGCUCAGAAGAAGGCUGAGGACAGCUCCAGUGAAGACGAGGCGCCCACUAAGGCCCCAGUGAAGACCCCUCCAGCUAAGGCCGCUGAGUCCAGCAGUGAUGACUCUUCAUCGGAUGAAGAGGAGGCCUCUCCCAGCAAGAAGGCAAAGUCAGGUACGUCCCGGGUCGUCCCACCCGCUGCUGCUGCACUUAAGAAGGCCCCUGCAGUUAAGGAGAGUAGCUCCUCAGACAGCAGUGAUGACAGUAGUGAUGAAGAGGAGGAGGAGGAGAAAGUGGCAGCUAAAGCAGCCCCGGUGAAGACCACCCCAGCCAAGACUGUGACCCCCAAAGCUGCUGGAGCUGCUAAGAAGGCAGAGUCCAGCUCUGAGAGCACAGACUCCAGCUCUGAGGAUGAAGCAAAGAAGCCAGCAGCCAAAGUCCCGGUAACACCAAAGGCUGCCCCAGCGAAGGCUGCCCCAGCGAAGGCUGCCCCAGCGAAGGCUGCCCCAGCAGAAGACUCUGACUCCAGCUCUGAGGAUGAAGAAGAGGCUAAGAAGCCAGAAGUAAUAAGGGUUAAGUCCACAGCAGUCAAAAUAACAGUUACCCCUGCCAAGGAAGACUCUUCCUCGGCCUCCAGCUCCGAGGAAGAGGAGGAGGAGAAGGGUUCGAAGACGGUGAAAGUAGCCCCAGCUACAGCAGCGGUAAAGGUGGCAGAGGAAAAGGAGGAGGGUGCCAAAACUGUGACUGUAACGGGGACGAAGGCUACUGUAAAGGUGGCGGAAGACGGCUCCUCUUCCUCCAGCUCCGAGGAUGACGACGAGGGGACAGUGAAAGUAGCAUCAGCCAAGGUGACUCCAGCGAAGGCUGCCCCAGCGAAGGCUGCCCCAGCGAAGGCUGCCCCAGCUAAGAAAUCAGACUCUUCAAGCUCUGACUCUGACAGCAGUUCUGAGGACGAGACACCAGGUAAACCUGCUGCAGCUGCCCCCAAGGCCCCAGCCAAGGCUGCUGCAGGAAACAGCUCCGACUCCGACUCUUCUUCUGAAGAUGACGAACGCCCAGCUAAGAAGGCUACCUCAACCCCAGUUACUAAACCAGCCACCCCGGUUACUAAACCAGCCUCCAAACCAGCUACCCCGGUUACUAAACCAGCCACCCCGGUUACUAAACCAGCUGCAGCAGAGAGCAGCUCGGACUCCGACUCUUCUUCUGAAGAUGACGAACCCCCAGCUAAGAAGGCUACCUCAGCCCCGGUUACUAAACCAGCCACCCCGGUUACUAAACCAGCCACCCCGGUUACUAAACCAGCCUCCAAACCAGCCACCCCGGUUACUAAACCAGCCUCCAAACCAGCUGCAGCGGAGAGCAGCUCGGACUCCGACUCUUCUUCUGAAGAUGACGAACCCCCAGCUAAGAAGGCUACCUCAGCCCCGGUUACUAAACCAGCCUCCAAACCAGCUACCCCGGUUACUAAACCAGCCUCCAAACCAGCUGCAGCGGAGAGCAGCUCGGACUCCGACUCUAGCUCAGAUGAGGAUGAGGCCAUAGCUAAGAAGUCUACCUCUAAACCAGCCACCCCAGUGGUGACUAAAUCAGCCCCAGCCAAGGCAGCAGCCGAGAGCAGCUCCGAUUCAGACCGCUCGGACUCCGAGGACCAAGCUGCUGCGGCCAAGAUCACCACCACCAAACCUGCAGCCAAGAGUCCUGCAGUCAAGGCACCGGCUAAAGCUGCGGAGUCGUCGUCAUCAUCUGAGGACAGUAGCUCUGAGGAAGAGGCCAGUAAAAAGGCUGUGAAACCCUCUGCUACCCCCAAGACCACCCCAGCAGCCAGACCUAAAGCUAAGGAGGACAGCAGCUCUUCAGAGGACUCCAGUGAUGAAGAGGCAGCGCCCAAACAAGCAGCAGCGAAGGCUGCAACCCCAGCGAAGGCUGCAACCCCAGCGAAGGCUGCAACCCCAGCGAAGGCUGCAACCCCAGCGAAGGCUGCAACCCCAGCGAAGGCUAAAAAGGCAGCCGAAAGCAGCUCGGACUCUUCCGACAGUUCCGACUCGGAGAUGGAGACAGAGGUCGCCAAGACGACGCCUGCUCUGACCAAUGGGAAGCCAGCUAAACCCAAAGCGAUCACCUCUGCAGCCAAGGCAACGAAACCGGCCAAGGCUGCCGAGUCGUCCUCUUCCGAGGAGAGUAGCUCUGAGGAAGAGGCCAGUAAAAACGCAGUGAAACCCGCCGCCACGCCAGCGUCUAAAUCCAAGGAGGCCAGCAGCUCAUCGCCGGCAGCAGUCACAACGCCCAUGGCUAACGGCACCGCAAACGCCAAGAGAAAGAGGGAUGGAGGAGCCUCGUCUUCUGAGAGCGAGGAGGAAGAGGCAACGACACCCAAAAAUAAGAAAGUAACAAAAACACCACAGACGUUCCCUAAAGUCUCUAAGAAGAUCAAUGUACCUUUCCGUAGAAUAAGAGAGGAAGAAAUUGAGGUGGAUAACCGUCUGGCGGACAACUCCUUCGACGCCAAGCGCGGGGCGGAUGGAGACUGGGGCCAGAGGGCCAAUGACGUGCUCCGCUUCACCAAGGGGAAGUCCUUCCGCCAUGAGAAGACCAAGAAGAAGAGGGGUAGCUACUGUGGAGGAGCCAUCUCCCAGUCCGUCAACUCCAUCAAGUUCGACAGCGACUGAGAACCUGGUCAUCGUUUGUCACCACCCCUCUUCCUCCCUUCACUUGACCCAGGACUAUCCGAUUACCAGGACUGUCUCCCC